AUGUCAUUUUGUGCCACAGCACCACCCUUGCACAGCCAGAGUUCUGGCUGCCUAAGGGUGGUGCUGACAGCACGAAGUGCUAACAAAGGGGGAUCUUACGUCUUUAGAUUUGGGCAAUAUUGUGUAAAUCCGUGUCUAGUUCAUGAAGAAAGCGAUGCCGAGGCUUUGAUGGCAACACUGAGCGACGCGGCCAUUGAGGGAAACGCACGUGGCAAAUUCAUUCAUAAAACCACUCGCGACGCUGGGAACAAUGGAGGUAGUGUAUCGGGAAAUGGUGCACCUGCCUGCUGGAUGUCCCGUCACCUUUCAGUGGUCGUAGUUAUUCGUAGGGACGCCCAGGCGGCCCUGGCGGAGGCCAGACGCGCCUUGCAGAGCCUGCAGAAGCAGCACAGCGACGAGGAGGCUCGGGGCCGCGCUCUGCAGCAUGAGCUGUUGCAGCAGCACUGUUCGUCAGAGCGGCACCGCCAGAUGAUCGCCAGCGCCAGCGUGCGCCUGGCGGAGGAGGAGGCGGCCAAGGCGAUCGGGGGAGACGCCGACUCCACGACGGCCAGCUUGGACAGCGUGGCCAGAAUGCGCAUGGCCUCCUACGAGAUGGUCCAGCAAGAGUGUCUGGCCAAGGACAGGCUUCACCAGCAGGUGAUGCAGGCGCGCGCCCGGGUCACGUCCCUCAGGUCCCGCCUGGAAGCCUUCAGGCACUCGCCAGGCAGUGUGGAGCCGCUGAAGUCGCAGAUAAGGCGCCUGAAGGAGGCCGUGCUGUCACUCCGCCAGCAGGUGAGCACUCCGGACGACUCCCUGCAGUCCUUGAGGGAGCAGACGAAGGCGGCGCAGCAGGAUGUGAGGUCGUACCGGCGCCGCAACGAAGACCACAUCGCCGAGCUGAGGACCGCGCUGGAAUGCGCUCACGCCCACAACUCGCGCCUCAACCUCCAACUCAGCAGGCUGGAGAGGGAGGUGUGCAGGAUGAGGGACAGGCUGUAAGGCGGAGGAGCAGGAUAAACGAUAAACAGAGGUACAGGAAAGCUCACGGUAUGGCGAAGGAAAGCGAAAAGGCCUUCGCGAUUUCCGUGUGUUUGGCCCUCUCCCGUCCCUUCCGCCGAAGACGAGGGUAAGCGAGGAGGAUGUGAUGAACUGGAGGAUCAAGGAAAGAAGGAAAACGAAAAUGGGUAAAGAUGCUAG
This is a messenger RNA of Penaeus monodon (black tiger shrimp), 1176 nucleotides long. RefSeq lists its product as uncharacterized. The record is from RefSeq and is a predicted model, not a curated record. NCBI's taxonomy places the organism in Eukaryota, Metazoa, Arthropoda, Malacostraca, Decapoda, Penaeidae.